This is a messenger RNA of Ylistrum balloti, 2754 nucleotides long. RefSeq lists its product as uncharacterized. Gene Ontology annotation, cellular component: membrane. The record is from RefSeq and is a predicted model, not a curated record. Gene Ontology annotation, molecular function: ligand-gated sodium channel activity. Gene Ontology annotation, biological process: sodium ion transmembrane transport. The coding region runs from base 1 to 2754 and encodes 917 amino acids. Lineage: Eukaryota; Metazoa; Mollusca; Bivalvia; Pectinida; Pectinidae. The transcript is spliced from 10 exons.
AUGAGAAACAUUCGCCCAACUCGGUAUGUGAUCCAGAAGUCUCGUAAUCUUAGCAGUGUGGUGCAGAGUAAACAUGUGGAAGACAAAACUGGUCAGACAACUUCACCUCUUUCAGAGUUUGGAGAACGAACAACUUUGCAUGGGUUACGUUACACUGUACAGCAAGAUAUCUCAGCUAUACGAAGAUUGAUCUGGAUAGUAGCGUUGUUGACUUUUGUGGGGAUGUUGAUUUACCAGAUUGUUGACAGAGUGACGUAUUAUUACGCCAUGCCAAUCAAUGUCAACGUUCGAGUUAACUAUAACGCUUCUCUGCUUUUUCCAACAGUUACCAUAUGCAACCAGAACGCAUUUAAAGCCACCCUUGCUAGUAGGUUUAAUAUAUAUCAUCUAUUGGAGAAAAUGUAUUCGGCAUCGGCAAAUGUCACUGUGGAGGAUUUGCAGAAAUAUGGUGUAGCAAACACUUCUUUAGACGACAUAUUUAACCUUACCGCGCAUGACAAGGAAGACUUUAUCACCAAGUGUUUUUGGAAAGGAAAAGAAUGCGGACCGGAUGAUUUUGACCUUGUUGCCACAGAUCAUGGAAUUUGUUACAGUUUCAACAAUCGUGAGGGUGACAAAAGUAUCUCCUCUGUUGGUAGUGAGAACGGACUGCGCAUGACCCUGAACGUGGAGCAAUAUGAGUACAUGUCGGGACCGCGUGACUCGGUAGGAGUAAAGAUCUUGUUCCACACUAGGGAAGAGGUACCACGUGUUCACGCCCUUGGCCACGCUGUUACAACCGGGGCACAUACGUUCAUUGGACUAAAGAUGGUUCAUGUCCGCAACUUGCCUCCACCAUAUGGAACUUGCAGUAACAGGUCGUUGGAAUAUACAAGCCACUAUACUCUUGCUGGUUGCCAAAUGGACUGCCUUACUCUUCUCGCAUACGACAAGUGUCACUGUCGACAUACGUACAUGUUACACAAAAACGGCGUUCCGCCAAUAUGUACCCUUUAUCAGUAUAUAACCUGUCUAAAACCUCUGCUUGAAGGACUUUUGAGUAUGCCGCAACUAUGCAACUGUCCUGUAUCAUGUGAAUUUCGAUCAUUUGAAAAUGAUAUGUCUUACGGUUCUACGUCAAAAUAUGCAAUAAAGCAGUUUGUUAACGAAAACAAUUUCGAAAAGCUGUCAACUGCUCAACUGGCGGCAAAGGAAGUGACAUCACGAAUGCAAACUGCCACUUGGCAACGGACAGUAGCUCUGGCCUAUGAUUUCAUACAAAAUUUUGACGACGUCGAGGAAGUAUUGUUGGUCAGCCUGUCUAGGCGAGUAGAUGAAUUAAUCAAUGCUUUCGAUGAUCAUUUCGUGGCCAUCAAAUACAUAUAUAAUACACAGACGUUUCUAUAUAAUAUGCAAAUAUACCUUGUACGGAAGAAUUUUAUUGGAGCUAAAGAUGAUAUGGAGGAGCAAACUAUACAAGCAGUGGUCAUUGCGUACGUCAAUUUUAUCAUGAAAAUCGAGAAAAAUGUCGGUUUAUUAACAGACAAAAAUAGAACGGAUCCCUCUUUACGUCUAAUGCUUCACAGCUGUACAUCACUUAUGGUGGCGAACAGGAUAGAAAUGAUACGUAGAACCUAUGUAAACUACACAACUUUGAAACGUGCAUAUGAAACGGGGACACCUAUUUUAAAUCACUCAUUCGUAAAUCUUUCCACAGAAUGGAAUGAACCAGCCACACCAAAGUACUUACUAAUGGAUUCUCUCAUUCACAAUGAUUAUGCUAGGAUUUAUAAGAAACUCCUGUUUCUUAAUCUUAAUAAUCUCACAUCUGUAUUGAAGAAUAUUAUCAGUCUUGCGGAUAAAGCUUAUGCCACUGGAUUUGUUGAUAAUGACGACUUACUUUAUCAACGACAACAGUUUGAAUAUUUUAUGAGAAAAUUUGUUUUUGCGAGGAGUGUGUUUUAUUAUGAAACCGUAAAUUAUCCCAUUAGAAAACUUGAAACUAGACGGGAAAAUUUGCAUACUCUAUGGCAUCACAUUACUGAAGAAAUAACGACGGUGAAACAACGAUUACAAGCAAUGCAAGCCCAUCUUCAUAAAAUCAAAGACGAAUUUCUACAUGCUAUAGCAAAUAUUAAAACCAAACUGGAAAAUUACAUAUAUUUUCAAAAUGAAACAUUUCUAUCCAUUUCAGACUAUCUGACAUCACAAAGAGUUAAAACGUUCAUUUACUGCUUUAACAACUUUUUUGAACACCUGAAUGAAAAUGAAAAAUCUUUAGUUGAUUGGAUAAAACUAGUGGAGAAAGAACUCAUAGAAUUGUGGCACACAGUAAUUGGUGACAGAGAUUCGAGUCAGUUUCAUAAUUAUAGGAAUGGAUAUCAAUUCAUUCGAAAUUUUUCUGACGUUAAGGCAGAAAUCAUCGCCAAUUUCACAAACAUUAUCCGUCUUUGUCAAUUUUCUACCAUCGUUUCAAGUAAGGGACACUCCUUUAUCAAUUCACUGGCGAGAAUACGUGAUGAGGCAAUGGUAUAUACAGACUCCGCAGCCAUCGAUAAUGAAUUUGCACGAAAUAAUUUCUUGCAAAUAGAUAUUUUCUACGAACAGAUGAGUUAUGAAGAAGUUCAACAACAGAUCGGUUACGAUAUAUUUGCUCUCCUUUGUGAUGUCGGUGGAUCCAUGGGAUUGCUAUUAGGAGCCAGUGCGCUAUCUGUUUUAGAAAUAAUUGAUGUCCUGUUUACCCAAACGUUUUUCAAAAUCAGAGCAAUUUUCUAA